AUUAGGCGAUUUUGAUAACAAUUUAAUUAGGGAUUUAAAUACAAACCAAACCAACAAAAAAAAAAUUCGAUCACAGUAGGAAAAAGAGAAACUCGAAACAUCUUCAAUGGCGGAAGAAGAGAUGCGAUCUCCACCUGAACCUCUUAUUUCUUCUCCGCCGGAAUCAUCCCCUCAACACGAAGAUCCACCGCCGGAAACCUCUACUCCUCCUGCUAAAUUCGAUCCUAGUCGAAUGAUUGGGAUCAUCAAAAGGAAAGCUUUGAUUAAGGAUUUGGCUGCAGCUUACCACACUGAGUGUCUUGCUCUUUGCCGAGAACUUCUGGAGUUACAAAAGAGAAAAGAUGAGCCGUUUCUGGACACAAAAGCAACGGAAGAUCUAAGGAAAGAGAUAUUGAGGUCCUCUUCCAAACGAGCUAAGAAAAAGCGUUAAAAGUAUGAUGCUUAAUCUACGUAGGUACGGUGUUCAUAGAUCGGUUCUUAUGCUACAAGUGAUGUAAGAAACAUGUUUAAAGAUUGAAUUUUUAUUUGAUA
Messenger RNA from Capsella rubella, 531 nucleotides. RefSeq lists its product as uncharacterized. The record is from RefSeq and is a predicted model, not a curated record. Lineage: Eukaryota; Viridiplantae; Streptophyta; Magnoliopsida; Brassicales; Brassicaceae. The transcript has 3 exons. Bases 107 to 430 code for a protein of 107 amino acids.